CCAGCCAUGGAGGGCAGCGCUGACAUGGAGGAGCCCCCGCUGCUGCCUCUGGCACUGAGCAGGUUUCACAUCUCUGAGGAGUUUGGCUUCCUGCUUCCCGAUCCUCUGACAGAGCUGCCAGCACCCUACAGCCCCUGGAUGGACAUUGCCCGUGAGCUGCCCCAGCUGAUCACCAGCCAUCAGCUCCGCUCACGCGUGCACCAGAUGCCGCAGCUGAGCCCCCAGCAGCUCCGAGGACGUGAGGAGCUGCACUUGGCACACCUGGUGCUCAGCUUCAUCACCAUGGGCUACGUCUGGCAGGAGGGCGAGGAGGGCACCGUGCAGGUACUGCCCCGAAACCUCGCUGUCCCCUUCUGGGAGGUCUCCCAGGCCCUGGGCCUCCCACCCAUCCUCAGCCAUGCAGACUUUGUGUUGGCCAACUGGAGGAGGAAGGACCCCAAUGGGCCUCUGGAAAUUGAGAACUUGGACACGAUCAUCACACUGCCUGGGGGAGAGAGCCUGCGGGGCUUCAUCCUUGUCACCCUGCUUGUUGAGAAGGCAGCUGUUCCUGGCAUCAAGGCAACCACCCAGGCCCUUGGUGCCACCCUGCAGGGGGAUGAGGAGUCCCUGCACAGAGCCCUGGAGGAGCUGGCAGGGGCCAUCGAGGCCAUGAGGGAGGCACUGAGGAGGAUGCACGACUAUGUGGAUCCAGAAAUAUUCUACUCUGUGAUCCGGAUCUUUCUCUCUGGCUGGAAGGACAACCCUGCCAUGGCCCAUGGGCUGAUCUACGAGGGGGUGUCCCCGGAGCCGCUGGCGUUCUCGGGGGGCAGCGCGGCGCAGAGCACGGUGCUGCACGCCUUCGAUGAGCUCCUGGGCAUCUGCCACCGCCAGGACUGCGCCGCCUUCCUGCGCAGGAUGAGGGAGUACAUGCCGCCACCACACCGAGCCUUCGUGGAGCAGAUCCGCAGCGCGGUGUCCCCGCGGCACCUGGUGCUCUCCUCGGGGGACUCGCGGCUCCGCGCCGCCUUCAACCGCUGCGUGUCGGCGCUGGCAGAAUUCAGGUCCUACCACAUCACCAUCGUCACCAAGUACAUCGCCGUGGCGGCCGCCAAAGCCAAGGCCAGGCGGGCAGAGCCGAGCGCCAGGGCCGGCCCCGCUGCGGGAAAGCCGCCCUCGGCUCUGGAGGAUAAAGGAACCGGCGGCUCGCACAUCUUCAGCUUCUUGAAGAGCAUCAGGGACACCACCAGGGAGGGGAUGAUAAGUGCCUGACUGUGGUGGGAUUUGUGGGUGUGAUGAGAAUCUUGACUCCAUGUUUUCAUGGUAUAUAUUAUAUUAAAAAUGCUAUACUAAAACUAUACUAAAGAAAGAGAAAGGAGACAUCAGAAGGCUAGCAAAGAAUGGUAAUAAAAUCUUGUGACAUACUCAGA
Serinus canaria (Common canary) is the source of this 1406-nucleotide messenger RNA. Its product is annotated as indoleamine 2,3-dioxygenase 2. The coding region runs from base 7 to 1248 and encodes 413 amino acids. Gene Ontology annotation, cellular component: cytoplasm. The record is from RefSeq and is a predicted model, not a curated record. The transcript has 10 exons. Gene Ontology annotation, biological process: 'de novo' NAD+ biosynthetic process from L-tryptophan. Gene Ontology annotation, molecular function: metal ion binding; indoleamine 2,3-dioxygenase activity; heme binding. Lineage: Eukaryota; Metazoa; Chordata; Aves; Passeriformes; Fringillidae.